Molecule: messenger RNA, 2207 nt
Organism: Diceros bicornis minor
Lineage: Eukaryota; Metazoa; Chordata; Mammalia; Perissodactyla; Rhinocerotidae
Product: calmodulin-1-like
Exons: 1
Coding region: 535-984 (149 amino acids)
Molecular function (GO): calcium ion binding
Source: RefSeq, a predicted model, not a curated record
AAUUUUGAGCAAAUGAACAACAAUUUUAACGGCAUUUCUGCUGAUGUCCAGGUACCUAUCCAUUUAAGGUAAAAAUAUAAUAAAAUGCCCUAAAACUAAUUCUAGCUUAAAUUUGUCAAUAUUUUUAUAUAUUAUUAAGAUUUUUUUCCUCCAAAUUUUGUAAAUGAAAUUCUGUUUAUCUGUGCAUACUUGAUGGCAUCUACUUCAAUAUUGAUCAGGUAAUUAUGGGUAGAAUUCUGAUGCUAAUUUAAAAAUGUAGUUUUCUCUUUCUCCAAAAAAAAAAGUGAUGGCCCUCUGAGUAGUGAUUGUGCUGAAAUGUAGUCAGGAACUAACCAAAUUUGUCUAAAAUAGACUAUAAUCUGUCUUCUCAUCAAACCAAUGUUUUUCUAAGAGCAGUUUCACUUUGCAUUUUAGGAAAGACAUUGUAACUCCUCAAAUUAAAAGUUAUGUAAUUAAUUAUUAGUCCCAGUAGAGCGAGGGAGCUGAGUGGUUGUGUGGUUGCAUGGUUGUUGCGCCUCAGAGAGUGCUUGCAGCAUGGCUGAUGAACUGACUGAAGAGCAGAUUGCAGAAUUCAGAGAAGCUUUUUCACUGUUUGACAAGGAUGGUGAUGGAACUAUAACAACAAAGAAAUUGGGAACUAUAAUGAGGUCUCUUGGGCAGAAUCCCACACAAGCAGAGUUACAGGACAUGAUGAAUGAAGUAGAUGCUGAUGGUAACAGCACAGUUGACUUCCCUGCAUUGCUGACAAUGAUGGCUAGAAAAAUGAAAGACACAGACAGUGAAGAAGAAAUGAGAGAAGCAUUCCGUGUAUUUGAUAAGGAUGGCAAUGGCUGUAUUCAUGCUGCAGAGCUUCACCAUGUGAUGACAAACCUUGGAGAGAAGUUAACAGAUGAAGAGGUUGAUGAAAUGAUCAGGGAAGCAGAUAUUGACGGUGAUGGUCAAGUAAACUGUGAAGAGUUUGUACAAAUGAUGACGGCAAAGUGAAGACAUUGUACAGAAUGUGUUAAAUUUCUUGUACCAAAUUGUUUAUUUGCCUUUUCUUUGUAACUUAUCUGUAAAAGGUUUCUCCUUACUGUGAAAAAAAUAUGUAUGUAUAGUAAUUAGGACUUCAUUCCUCCAUGUUUUCUUUGCUUAUCUUACUGUCAUUGUCCUGAAACCUUAUUUUAGAAAAUUGAUCAAGUAACAUGUUGCAUGUGGCUUAUUCUGGAUAUAUCUAAGCCCUUCUGCACAUCUAAACUUAGAUUGAGGUGGUCAAAUGAGGGUAUACCUGGGUUAUGCCUUUUUUUUUUUUUUUUGGAUGAGGAAGGCUAGCCCUGAGCUAACAUCUGCUGCCAAUCUUCCUCUUUUUUCUGAGAGGAUUGGCCCUGGGCUAACAUCCGUGCUCAUCUUCCUCUGCUUUAUAUGGGACGCCACAGCAUGGCUUGACAAAUGGUGUGUCAGUCCGAGCCUGGGAUCCGAAACUGCAAACCCUGGGCUGCUGAAGUGGAGUGCCUGAACUUAACCACUACACCACCGGGCCAGCCCCUUAUGCCUUUUUUUUUAAGUAGUUUUAUUUAGAAACUGUCAGCAUGUUGUUGAAGUGUGGAGUUGUAACUCUGUGUGGACCGUGGACAGUCAACAGUAUGUACUUAAAAGUUGCAGUAUUGCUAAACAGGUGUAUUAUUAGGUACUCGUACACUACUUUUUUGUACUGGUGGUCCUAUACCAGAAACAUUUUCUUUUACUGUUACUUGCUUUUUAAACUUUGUUUAGCCACUUAAAGAAAAUCUGCUCAUGGCACAAUUUUCCUCAAAUCCAUUCCAAGUUGUAUAUUUGUUUCCCAAUUAAAAAAAUUACAAUUUUACCCCCAAAAAUAAAAUAAAAGUUAUGCAGUGAAAUCUUUCUGGAAUAGUUCAUGACCAAAAAGGGGGUGGGGAGUGUGAUGCAUUUAGGAUUUAUAUAUUUAACCACUUAUUUGUCUGUGAAGAAAUCUUCCUGACUAAAGUUGGCUUCAAGAUAAAUUUUAAUUUCUCUAUUAGUCUGUCUGAUAGUCCUACCAUGUAUCCCUUUUUGUUAGAAACUAUUAAAUGUUUUAUGUCAGUAAUUAGAAUGUAUUGCUACUUUUUCCUUUCAUUUUUGUGGAAGGGAUAUGAGAGUGUUUAAUUUCUCAGGGAGUACUAAACCUGCACAGGUUGAGAAUCUGAAAAUUAAAAUACUCAUUAAAAAUA